Molecule: messenger RNA, 945 nt
Organism: Caenorhabditis remanei
Lineage: Eukaryota; Metazoa; Nematoda; Chromadorea; Rhabditida; Rhabditidae
Exons: 7
Coding region: 1-945 (314 amino acids)
Source: RefSeq, a predicted model, not a curated record
AUGGUUCUUCCAUUCCACACAUCCAAGAUUGAUGAUUGGUCAAUAACAAUACCAAACAAGAGCGAAACACAGAAUAACGCCUUACAUAUGUCGGAAAAAGUCAUGAAGGAUCAUUCGAGGACACCACACCUAGUAACACAUCCUUAUUUGAAGAAAAACUCAAAAGGCCAAAGCGCGGAAGCAGAGAGUGGACGAAUUCACGAUGUUGGUCAGUCUUCUGCAACGCUCUUUGGUACAGUACCCUCAACAUCGCCAUCUGGAACAGUACCAACUGCAACGCCCUUUGGUAGAGUACUCUCAGCACCGCCCAUUGCUACAGAACCACCUACACCGCCCUUUGGAACUGUACCACCUACAACGCCUCUUGCAACAAUACCACCUAACGGGUUUAUUUCCAAUUUUCUGCAUUACAACCAAAUUAUGCAAAAUUUCGCUAAUAAUGGACUGGCAGCCAACAUUUUGAGUACUUUCCAAGUUCCACCAGCCACGCCUUUCUCUUUUUCAUCAAGUGAUUUGCCGACAACAAGCAACACUCCUUUGCAAGAGACUCCAAAUCUAAUGGAUGGGAAUCCGGAAAUUCUCGAACAAAUCAACGAAUUAUUGACAAAAAGUAGUAUGAAGGAAGACCUGCCACAUAACGAAGAAUGUGUCGAGAGAGUGGCGGGUAACGAUAUGCCAAACAAUCGUGUUUGGUUUGAUGUGGAGCCGGAGAGAAACGUGGCCGCGGAUAUCAAUGCUAAUUUUGUGCUCAACAUUGUAUUCCAAAACCGGCGAGAAGCUGCUGAGCAAGCUCGGGAUGAGAACCGCGGAGAGAAUUUGAACGAAACCGCAAACAACAAUGAUCAUCAAGCUGUUGAGGACAGGGAGGAGGAGGAGGAGCCAAGAGAUUUUGAAGAAAAUGAUCACGAUGGAGAUGGACGUGGCCGUGUACCGGACAACAAUUAA